Dipodomys spectabilis (banner-tailed kangaroo rat) is the source of this 1270-nucleotide messenger RNA. It is a transcript of the gene Myoz2, whose product is annotated as myozenin 2. Gene Ontology annotation, cellular component: actin cytoskeleton; Z disc. The transcript has 6 exons. Gene Ontology annotation, molecular function: FATZ binding; telethonin binding; actin binding. Lineage: Eukaryota; Metazoa; Chordata; Mammalia; Rodentia; Heteromyidae. The coding region runs from base 375 to 1169 and encodes 264 amino acids. The record is from RefSeq and is a predicted model, not a curated record.
AAUCCCUUUUGGUUAGUAUCUCCUCAAAUAGAAGGUGUUCAGUAAAACAUGCCCAAAUGAGCAUGGAUUUCAUUCAACCUUCUCACAGACACAAUGGAGGGAGCCUAAUCUUUCCUGUUCCUCCCUUUCGCCAGGAAGAUAUGAGUAGCUGAAGUAUGUGGUGCUAUAUAUAGUCAGUUGAUGUCAGCUGGAUGCCAGUCUCUUCAGAAAGCCUCAGUCCUCUGUUUGAGCCAGAGCUAGGGACCAUGCCGUCCCAAGUUCAAGGAUAAAACCCAUCCGGCCCUGGUGCCAUCAUAUUCCAUCUCCAGAGUCUUCCUCCACCAUUGGGACUCCUCCCUGCUGAAAAGCAGACUAACAGCAAGGGCACAAAAGCCAUGCUAUUACAUAGCACCCUGGUGAAGCAGAGGAAGCAGCCAGGAUCAGCCAUCAUGAAGGAAAGCCACAGAAAUGAUGCAGAGGGCAUGGAUCUGGGCAAAAAAGUCAGCAUCCCCAGAGACAUCAUGUUGGAAGAACUGUCUCAUCUGAGUAAUCGUGGUGCCAGACUGUUUAAGAUGCGUCAAAGAAGAUCUGACAAAUAUACAUUUGAGAAUUUCCAAUAUGAGUCUAGAGCGCAAAUAAACCACAAUAUUGGUAUGCAGAAUGGGAAACUGGAUGGCAGUCCCAUGGAAGCUGCUUUACAGCAAGCACCCCUGACUCCCCCCAACACCCCAGAUCCACGAAGCCCUCCAAAUCCAGAGAGCAUUGCACCAGGAUAUUCUGGGCCCCUGAAGGAAAUUCCCCCUGAAAGAUUCAACACCACCGCUGUCCCUAAGUACUACCAGUCCCCCUGGGAACAGGCCAUCAGUGAUGACCCAGAGCUCUUGGAGGCUUUAUACCCUAAACUUUUCAAGCCUGAGGGAAAGGCAGAACUACCCGAUUACAGGAGCUUCAACAGAGUUGCUACCCCAUUUGGAGGUUUUGAAAAAGCAUCCAAAAUGGUCAAAUUCAAAGUUCCAGAUUUUGAGCUACUACUGCUAACAGAUCCCAGGUUCAUGGCCUUUGCAAAUCCUCUUUCUGGAAGACGGUCCUUUAAUAGGACUCCGAAAGGGUGGGUAUCUGAGAAUAUUCCCAUUGUGAUAACCUCGGAGCCUGCAGAGGAAGCCGCCAUGCCAGAAUCAGAAGACCUCUGAGAAGGAAGCUGUACACUACACAGAAACCUUUCAAUAGAAAAGUUCCUUUUUCACUAUCCUGCUUAUUGACAGCCACUUACAUUCUUCAUUAGUAGUGAUUA